Molecule: messenger RNA, 1009 nt
Organism: Scutellospora calospora
Lineage: Eukaryota; Fungi; Glomeromycota; Glomeromycetes; Diversisporales; Gigasporaceae
Source: the annotation of a GenBank genome assembly
GAGUUAGGUGACACGACACGGCAUCGGUCAAGUGGGAGUGUUGAAGCACGCUUAUUCGUAGGAGAUUACUCAAUUCAAUGGCUCGUAAUCUUCAACAAGUAUCGAGAUGUUCGGCAGGAUUCCGAGCGCGAAUUCCGAGCACGAUGUGACGUUGGAGAUGCCACGAUCCGAGAGCAAUCUGAGAUUACGUCAACGCUUUCACUUCAUCACGUGUUCACGCGUCCAAUCCUCGCGUCAGCAUCGCAUUGCACGAUCGCUUCAAUCUACGCCACCAGACGACGACGACGACACCCUCACACACACCACUUACUAAUGGACUCAGCAUUCGACGUACCAGACUCUACGGACUGGCUAAACACACCUCUCGCUGCAGUCGCCGAACUCGAAAGCGCACUCCACUGCCAAAUAUGCAAGGAGUUCUACGACACGCCCAUGAUCACAUCGUGCUCUCACACCUUCUGCUCAAGAUGUAUCCGGACGUCUUUAUCGGCUGAUGGCCGGUGUCCUGCAUGCCGCGCAUCUGAUCAAGCGAGCAAGUUGCGCAACAAUUGGCAAUUACAAGAAGUUGUGUCGACAUUCCUGGUCGCAAGACCGCAAGCGAUCAAGAUAGCGAGAGAAGAGCGGGACAAAGCAGACGAUACGAAAAAAUCGACCAAGAGGAAGCGUGCAGUACUGGAAUCCGACGAAGCUGCUGCGGCAGAUGUAAUUGAAGUAGACGACUCCGAUGAGGACGCGAGCUUUGAGCCGGAGAAACCUCAAGAUGAUGGUCUCGUGGAAUGUCCACUAGGUUGUGGAAAGCGCAUGAAGAUCGAGUCGGUUGAACCACAUCUGGACCGAUGCGAGGAUGAGAAAGCGGCAGAGAAACGAGCAAAGUCGCGGACACCCGUUGGUGGACUCAGUAGCUCGAGGACUUCAGCACGAAACACACCACGACCGCAAGAUCGAAUAUCGGAGCUCAAUUAUUCUUUGCUAAAAGAAGGAGCGAUGCGCAAGAAGAUGGACGAGCUUG